This is a messenger RNA of Zootoca vivipara (common lizard), 2539 nucleotides long. RefSeq names its product EI24 autophagy associated transmembrane protein (gene EI24). Gene Ontology annotation, cellular component: endoplasmic reticulum. Gene Ontology annotation, biological process: macroautophagy. The record is from RefSeq and is a predicted model, not a curated record. NCBI's taxonomy places the organism in Eukaryota, Metazoa, Chordata, Lepidosauria, Squamata, Lacertidae.
CUGUGUAAAAGUGACACAACCCUUCUGUUAUGCAAAGCAAGGAAGGCUCAGAACUACGUUUCCCAGAGGGCACUGGCUGUGUACAAAGAUGUCUCUGGCCUUGGACAGGGGAGCUGUUUGCACAGAACAGAACGGCAGAGACUGACAGGUGUGCGGACACCUGGAUGAGGUCUGUUUGGAGAGCCUCCGGAGGCUCGACCAGUUUCCCACCUCUCCACAAUGAGACAGUUCUGGCUUCACUUCUUCACUUCACCCUGUAGUUGAUAGUUCUAGAUGUGGAGGCAAGGCUGGAGUAGAGAUGGCCGACAGUGUCAAGAUCUUCCUUAAUGAUCUCAUCAGGGGAAUUAAAGACUCCAUAUGGGGGAUCUGGACAAUCUCCAAGUUGGAUGCUCGAAUCCAGCAGAAAAGGGAAGAGCAGCGAAAAAGAAGAGCAAGCAGUGUUCUUGCCCAGCGAAGGGCACAGAGUGAAGAGAGGAAGCAGGAGAAUGAGCCCCGGAUAGUAAGCCGAAUAGUUCAGUGUUGUGCAUGGAAUGGCGGUGUAUUCUGGCUUAGUCUCCUCUUGUUCUAUCAGGUAUUUAUACCUGUACUUCAGUCAGCCACAGCACAAAUAAUCGGUGACCCCUCCUUACAUGGUGAUGUCUGGUCCUGGCUGGAAUUUAUCCUCACCUCCAUCUUCAGUGCCCUUUGGGUUCUUCCCCUCUUUGUGCUGAGUAAAGUCGUCAAUGCCAUCUGGUUUCAGGACAUUGCUGAUCUGGCUUUCGAGGUAUCAGGAAGAAAGCCCCAGCCUUUCCCCAGCGUUAGUAAAAUCAUUGCUGACAUGCUGUUUAAUCUCUUACUGCAAGCUCUUUUCCUCAUCCAGGGGAUGAUUGUAAGCCUGUUUCCCAUUGAUAUCAUUGGCCAGUUAAUUAGCCUGCUUCAUAUGUCGCUGCUUUACUCACUGUACUGCUUUGAGUAUCGUUGGUUUAACAAAGGAAUUGAAAUGCACCAACGAUUAUCCAACAUCGAAAGAAACUGGCCUUAUUACUUUGGAUUUGGCUUACCACUGGCCUUCCUCACUGCAAUGCAGUCUUCUUACAUUAUCAGUGGCUGCCUGUUCUCCAUUCUUUUCCCUCUGUUUAUCAUCAGCGCCAAUGAAGCAAAGACACCAGGGAAAGCAUACCACUUCCAGCUGCGCCUCUUUUCCUUGGUGGUCUUCCUCAGCAACAGACUCUUUCACAAGACGGUUUACCUUCAGUCUAGCCUGAGCAACUCUGCUUCAGCCGAUCGACUUCAGCCCUCUCCACACUCAUCACCUGCCAGACAAAAGGCUGCUUUGGCGCACUGAACCAUAACCAAAGCAGAGAGGGAGGAAGAGUACUGUUCCUGGCUGCCGUAUACAUGGAGGGCAGGCAGUGUUCUGCUAAGGGGCUUGUGCAUUCCCCUCCCAUCAUUGUUGUUAGCCCCAGUUGAAUACCAGCUCUGUGUCACACUGAGCGUGUGGAGUAAAAUAUGUUGGGGGGGGGAGGAGGGAAGGGAGCAGUAGAGCCUGGGUUUUUUAAACACCUUUUGUGAGUUUUUCAAAAGCUAGGUUCUUUGCUUGUUUUCACAGCAUGCAAUGAACCUGUGUCUAUACUGGUUGGUGGUUUUGUUUUUUGUUUUUUUAUAUUUCUCCACCUGACCCUGUGCCAUUUCCCCCUCCUGAUGAAUGAUUUUUUUGUAAUGCAUAUUUUGUUGUAGCUUUGUGAUAACGCCGAUGGGGUCUUUCCAGUGAACCGCACCAGGAGUGUUUGAGUUUUCUCAAUGAUCGUAGUUCUUUGUAUAGCAUAUAACUCAGGUCAGGAUUUUGUAAUCCCUGUUGUGCUGAAAUGAAAAGUGGAUCAUGUAGCUCUAGGUUCAAGAUCAAGACACAGAAUAGGAGGAUUCCGCCCCUCUUUUUUUUGUAUUUGGUGACAUCUGUACAGUUCUUUCUGCCAACUGACACACUUUGGUCGUGUCACUUUAAAGGACCUUGAUGAGUGCCACUCAAACUGUUUUAUGCUGGAAGGGAUCUCCUUUAAUGGAUGAAACGAAUUCCUAACCUUAACAGCAGAAUGUAUGGAUAUAUAUUUUUUAACCUACAUCCUUGGAGCUCCGCUUCCCCCCCCAACCCCCCCCUCUCCUUCUGAACUUUCAAAGGGAAAAUAUGAAAAGUGUACGGGUAAGUUCAGGCACUGAAAUGGAAACAUGUUAAAUCUGUGGCUGGGGUUGUAGGAAUUGCAGUGUAAUAUUUUGUUAAUGGAAAGAGGUAGGUGUGUGUAAAAAUUGGUGUCUUUAUAGAUCCUGGUGGUGUUUGAUGGCAAAAACCACAAUGGCAGUUUCAAAGGAUAUCCACGAAAAACAAGAGAACUCUCUUUUUUCCUACAGCACUUCUGUACAGGGUUUCAAGAGGUGUCACUCUCUCGUUAAAUCUAGGUAUGGUGGGUGUGCAUUUGCAGCAAAAAGACUUCAAGUCACGAUUAAGAGGCCUCCAGCUCAUAUGUCGCCUGUCUGAUUUGCAAUUGUUGUCCCAGCCAAGUCAGAA